AUUGGCUGCACUAUUUAGCUAAUAAUUUACAGCCAAUAAUACAAUAAAAAUAAAUAAAACAAAGGCUUCUGAUUGGACAAAAUAAUUUAUCUCACUCCUCUCGCGCUUGCGCCUACAGCACAAUGAGUCACCAUCCGCCAGUUUCUUGUAUUCCUAAUACUGGCAAAAUGUCGAAAGCUAAAAAAGUGAUCGAAGAAGCGAAAGAAAUAAAUAAUCCUGAGAUAGACUUGGUAGAUAAAGGAAUUUCCAGUCUCGAUGAAAUACCAGGACUAUUCACAUUGUCCAAUAUAACAAGGCUUUCUCUAAGCCACAAUAAGAUCCAAGUAGUACCAGCCGCACUUGCGAAUCUUAUGAACUUGGAGAUAUUGAACUUUGCAAAUAAUCAUAUAGAGGAAUUGCCAGUCAGUUUGUCUUCGUUACCCAAACUCCGUAUUUUAAAUGUAUCACUCAACCGAUUGUAUGGACUGCCGAGAGGUUUCGGUGCAUUCCCUGUACUUGAGAUUCUGGAUUUAACAUACAAUAAUUUAAAUGAAAAAGCUCUACCUGGAAAUUUCUUUAUGAUGGAAAGUCUAAGGGCAUUGUAUUUAGGAGACAAUGAUUUUGAAUAUUUACCACCUGAAAUUGGCAAUUUGAAGAAUUUGCAAAUAUUAUCAAUGCGGGAAAAUGACUUGAUCGAGGUGCCGCGAGAACUGGGCCAGUUGUCUAGACUCCGUGAACUACAUCUGCAAGGCAACCGCCUUGUAGUCCUGCCUCCGGAGAUUGGUUCCCUAGAUUUAGUGGGCAACAAAUCUGUGCUGAGGUUGGAAGGUAACUUCUGGGUUCCUCCCAUCGAGGACCAGUUGAAGCUCGGACCAUCUCAUGUUGUUGACUAUCUGCGCUCCGAGACAUAUAGAGUUUUAUACAGCCGGCACAUGUCGGCGAAGCCCCCGCCGCCGCCGCAGACACUCGACAAGAGCAAGAAGGCCAGUCGGGCCAGGUCUUAGAACUUACGACCUCUGACAACAUACAAAAAUAUAUUUAUAUGCUUUGUAUGUUUGAGCAGUGGAAACCUACUGUAACUGCCUUAUGCUAAAGAUAUCUAAUAUUUUAAAUUAUUAAUUAUGUUUUAUUUAUGUGUAAAAUAUACUUUUUUACAUGAAAUUAAUAACAAUUUAAUUAAAAAAAAAACUUGUAUUUGAUGUGUUUGAGAUUUUAAUAUGGGAUCAUAAUUCCUCGAAAUAGCGAAGUGAACGCUUUAAAGGUAGAGUUAAACGGACAAUUUAUGCCUCCUCUCUCCCGCCACAUAUACUUUCCGUUCUCGUCCUUUCCUUGUACGAAGAGUAUAAUAGGAAAGAGAAAAGAAAGGAGGAGAAAUUAUUGCUGUUUUAUAUGUGCUUGUUAAUUGUGUAAUUUCAAUCUAAUAUGUUUGUGAAAAAUAUGUAACAAUCGGAAAAGUGUAAUUUUGUUACUUAUAUGAAUAAAUUUUUUACAGCCUUACAAACGCGAUAUAAAGUUAAACUUAGGAAUAAACUGAGUAUAAGCAAG
Messenger RNA from Papilio polytes (common Mormon), 1524 nucleotides. RefSeq names its product ras suppressor protein 1 (gene ics). Gene Ontology annotation, molecular function: protein binding. The record is from RefSeq and is a predicted model, not a curated record. The coding region runs from base 123 to 983 and encodes 286 amino acids. The transcript is spliced from 6 exons. NCBI's taxonomy places the organism in Eukaryota, Metazoa, Arthropoda, Insecta, Lepidoptera, Papilionidae.